Molecule: messenger RNA, 669 nt
Organism: Arabis nemorensis
Lineage: Eukaryota; Viridiplantae; Streptophyta; Magnoliopsida; Brassicales; Brassicaceae
Source: the annotation of a GenBank genome assembly
AUGACGGUCUCUCAUUCUCUCAUGUUUAUUGCAAUAUUGGGUUUGGUCAUUUCCUUAACCAAUGCUUAUGAUCCAAGUCCACUUCAAGACUUCUGUGUCGCCAUAGAUGACUUAAAUGGCGUUUUUGUGAAUGGUAGGUUCUGUAAAGACCCAAGGCGAGUCAAUCCAGAAGACUUUUUCUUUUCAGGCCUCAACAUUCCCGGGAACACCGAUAAUCAAGUUGGCUCCAAUGUGACCACGGUCAAUGUCGAUCAGAUUCCAGGACUAAACACCAUGGGAAUAUCUUUGGUUCGCAUAGACUACGCGCCAUAUGGUCAAAACCCACCUCACACGCAUCCUCGUGGCUCAGAGAUCCUUGUCCUUAUCAAAGGAACAUUAUACGUGGGUUUUGUCUCUUCAAAUCAAGACAAUAACCGCUUAUUUGCCAAAGUAUUGCACCCUGGUGACGUUUUUGUGUUCCCUAUAGGAAUGAUCCAUUUUCAGGUGAAUAUUGGGAAAAUCCCUGCCCUUGCUUUUGCGGGAUUGAGUAGUCAGAAUGCUGGUGUCAUCACAAUCGCAAACGCUGUGUUCGGGUCUAACCCUCUGAUUUAUCCAGAGGUUCUGGCUAGGGCGUUCCAGUUGGAUGUCAAUAUUGUCAAAGAACUUCAGGCCAAGUUUGGGUCUAUAUAA